Messenger RNA from Ornithodoros turicata, 1042 nucleotides. Its product is annotated as glycine receptor subunit alpha-3-like. Gene Ontology annotation, biological process: signal transduction; chloride transmembrane transport; regulation of membrane potential. The transcript is spliced from 6 exons. Lineage: Eukaryota; Metazoa; Arthropoda; Arachnida; Ixodida; Argasidae. Gene Ontology annotation, molecular function: chloride channel activity; excitatory extracellular ligand-gated monoatomic ion channel activity; transmitter-gated monoatomic ion channel activity involved in regulation of postsynaptic membrane potential. Gene Ontology annotation, cellular component: synapse; neuron projection; plasma membrane. The record is from RefSeq and is a predicted model, not a curated record. Bases 60 to 1034 code for a protein of 324 amino acids.
CCACGUACGUGACUGUCAACGUCCGCUUGAACACACUAGGACCCCUCAACCCGAAUGACAUGGACUUCGACAUGGACAUGUACCUGCGGCAGUCAUGGAAGGACCCCAGGGUGAAUUUUCGCAAAUUCGGUGUCAACCGAACCGUCACUCUCAACGGGGAACACAUAACGUCUCGACUGUGGAAGCCGGACCUGUUCUUGGCCAAUGCUAAGGAUGUGAGAACGCAUAGCGUCACCAUGGCGAAUGAGCUCGUGAGAAUAACACCCGACGGAGAUAUUCUGUUUAGCAUCAGGCUGAGCACUAAGCUGUCUUGUGUGAUGAAUUUUCACAACUUUCCAUUUGACAAGCAGAAAUGCUACGCCUUCUUUCGUUCCUACGCACAUCCGAUACACCACACGGUGCUGACCUGGUCCGACGUCGAACCCGUCAUACUGCAGAUCCCGAUUGAGAUGCAAGAUUUUGACUUAGUGAGACUGGCUUACACGAACUUCACAACUCAGUUGGAGACGGGAUCCUUCUCAACGCUGCGUAUCGGCUUCAUAUUUGACCGGCAAAACGGCUUCCACAUCAUUCAGACAUAUUUGCCCACUUUCAUUGUGGUGAUCGUGUCCUGGCUCGCGCUCUGGAUUCGUCCGGACUUCAUUCCUCCGAGGGCAAUCAUUGGAGUGAAGACUGUACUGACCAUAGCGUCCAUCAUCAUGACCGUAAGCACCCACUUCCCGAACGUCAACUACAACAAGGCUAUCGACGUGUGGAUGAUUGCCUGUAUCGUGCAAGUCAUGGGUGUGCUGGUGGAGUUCGGCAUCGCGAACUACCUCGUCCGAAGCAAGCUGAGUCGUGUGGAACAACUCAAGUCCCUCAACCCAUUCAGGAAGACGCCGUGGGGUCCGAGCAAGGUCUCUAAGAAUGCAGAACGUGCCUUAAAGCUGGACCGUUUAUCACGCUGCAUGUUUCCUGUUCUCUUUAUGGGAUUCAACAUAAUUUAUUGGUCCUUGUAUUUAACUGUGCCCGAGCCUGAUUUAGACGUUCCAUGAGGACCUUC